Dictyostelium purpureum is the source of this 1614-nucleotide messenger RNA. RefSeq lists its product as uncharacterized. The transcript is spliced from 2 exons. The coding region runs from base 1 to 1614 and encodes 537 amino acids. The record is from RefSeq and is a predicted model, not a curated record. NCBI's taxonomy places the organism in Eukaryota, Evosea, Eumycetozoa, Dictyosteliales, Dictyosteliaceae.
AUGGAUAGUUUAUAUAUUUUCAUUUUUUUCUUUUUAAUUAUCAUUUUUUGUUUCUAUAUUUUAUAUAAAAAUAAAAUUAAUAAAAAUAAUAAUAAUAAUGAUAAUAAUAUUAAUAAUUUUAACUAUAUUAAUAAUAAUAAUAAUAAUCAUUAUAAUCAUUGUAAUUUUAAUAAUAAUAAUAAUUUUAAUAAUUAUAAAGAUAUUUAUAAUAAUAACAAUAACAAUAACAAUAAUUAUAAUCAUUUUAAUAAUAAUAAUAAUAACUUAAAUAAUAAUAGUUUUAAUAAUUAUAAUAAUUUUAAUAAUAAUAAUAAUAAUACUUUAAAUAAUUAUAAUAACUAUUAUAGAAAUAAUAAUUUUAAUGAUAAUAAUUAUUGUAAUGAAAAUAAUAAUAUAAUUUAUAAUAACAAUGAUAAUAAUAAUAAUGAUUAUAAUAAUUAUAAUUAUAAUGAAAAUAAUAAUAUCAAUAAUUUUAAUCACAAUAUUAUUAAUAAUAAUAAUAAUAAUAAUAAUUAUAAUAAUAAAUCCAAAAAAGGUGUAAAAUAUUUGCCAUCUCUUUUUUUUAAAGAUACACCUUCAGAAACACAAGAAAGAAAUACCCCAAACAUUAAUCCUUCUAAUAUUACCUCCAAUAAUAGUAAUAAUAAUAAUAAUAAUAACAAUAUUAAUAAUAAUACUAGUAACCAGUCAUUAGAGUCAGAUACAUUGGUACUAGAAAUUCUAAGAAGGGAUAAAGAACAAACAGAAAGGGAGAAAGCAAAUAAAGCUCUCAGAAAAGAAAUAUUAGAUUUUGAAAGAGAAAUCAGAGAAUCUGAACGUUCAGAAAGACUAAUAAGAGAAAGACAAGAAAGAGAACGUUUAGAAAUUUUAGAAAGAGAAAGAAUAUUCAGAGAGCAACAAGAAUGGGAACGUACCCAAUAUUUAUUAAGAAUUGAAAGAGAACAUCAAGAAAGGGUACGUCAAGAAACAUUAGAGAGAGAAAGAAUGGAAAGAGAGAGAAUAGAAAGAGAAAGAUUAGAAAUGGAAAGAGUUGCAAGAGAGCAACAAGAAAGGGAACGUACCCAAACAUUAUUAAGAGAAAGGGUACGUAGGGAAGCAUUAGAAUUAGAAAGAUCACAAAGAGUUGCAAGAGAGCAACAACAAAUGAAUUUGGAAGAAGCCCGUGAAUAUCAUCGUUACCUAAAUUCAUUAAAUGAAAGGUUAGAUGUAUUACUUCAACAAAGGGCAAAUAGAAGAAAUUCAGAAAGAGAACAAAGAAACAGAGAACGUGCCCAAGAACCACAAACACAAGAAGAAAUUCAAAGGGUACGUAGACAACAAUUUGAAACUUUAAGAUUGCAACAGGAAAGAUUACAACAAAUUAGAUUGCAACAAGAAAGUCAACCAGAUCAAAUGGAACAAGAUGAAAACGAAAACAUCUGCACAGUUUGCUUUAAUCAGGUAGAGGCCAUUAAUAGUGCAUCAAUUGAUUGUGUACAUAAAUUUUGCUUUGCAUGCAUUACUCAAUGGUAUUCUCGUACUAGAUCCUGUCCAACUUGCAGACAACCAAUUUCAAAUAUUAGAAGAGAUAAUCAAAAUGAGGGAUUAACAUAUGAUGCUAUGAACAUAGAUUAA